Cinara cedri is the source of this 8358-nucleotide messenger RNA. NCBI's taxonomy places the organism in Eukaryota, Metazoa, Arthropoda, Insecta, Hemiptera, Aphididae. The record is from the annotation of a GenBank genome assembly.
AUGAUUUCGGUAAGUUUUAUUCGGAAACUUUUACUAAACAUCAUAUUUUACGAAACUGAUGACAUUCCGUCGUAUACCGCAUUAGAUCGGCUACAUAAUAAUGACAAAGUGUGCUCUUCAGUUGGAAUUUUAUUUCUAAAAUGUUUUCUGAACUCGAUCAAAUUUAAAUAUUUUAUUUAGCCCGAUUUCGACAUUAUCGCAUGUUUUUUUUGUCUUUCAUUCACUGCAACGGUAAAAUUAUUUUUUCCCCUCGAAAAAACCCAGUGCCGUGGUUAGGAAGGGUAACAUUGAAGACACGUGCCCACCUCGUAAAGAAUGUUGUAUGAUUGUGUAAAUUACUUCGGUGUAUUUAAUUAUCCUUUAAAAAUAAUAAAUAAUAAUAUAAAUUAUAAAAUUACCCUUAACCGCCAAAUUUCUUUCUGGAAACUGUACUGCAGCCUCCGUCACUGUUAAUCAUUUAACCAUACGAAAUUCGAAUUCGAUCAUUUUUCUACAGCGAAACAGCGAAAUAAUAUUAUAUUUUCGAAGCACGCGCUUAAAGAGUGUUUACGCCACUGGGAGAUGGAGAACUGUGAUUAAACGGGUAAAAAAAUUUAAAAAUAUGUACCGAUAACACUUAUGUAAAUAAUAAAAUAGUACAACAACGAGACGCACUGCGAUCCAGAAACGAGAAACUUUUUUGAUUAAUUGCAGCGCUGUUAUUUUAAAAUAUAGACCUAUUUUUUUUAAUUUUUUUUUUUUUUUUUUUUUGAGAAAAGACUUGUUUUUAAUUUGCGAAGGUUUCUGAAAAACUUUUUACCGCGUUUAUAACAAAAUUGUUGGUACAGACGUUAUAUACUUACCUAUAAAUUAUAAAAAAUAUUCACAUCCGUAAAAGAAAAAAAGAAUGAAACUGCGAAAGUGUAAUGAUACAAAAUUAUAAUAUCCUUGAUAAACAGCGUAUUUGAGAAGAGGGUUUCAAUGGGUUCGCCCAUUUCUCCCUUGGGUCGUAUGAAGUGUCACAGUUUAAACAGUUUAUGAAUAUCACGAAGAAUGUAACAAAGAUGCAUUUGUUAGUAAUUCGGUUAGUCUAAAAACUAUGAGACCAUAAGUCUAUGGGCUCCAAGUACUAUCAGCACAUUUUUGUGAAAAGUACGUACCUAGAUUUAAUAUUCUGAAAUAAAAUUUAGAUAAGAUAAAUGCGCCCCCCGCAUGAUUCUGCCCCGGGACCACAAAUAUCUCCGAACGGGCCUGAUAAUAAUGCACGAUAGUGUUGCCGCCGUUAUACGCCGAAACGCAACAACCGCCGGACUCCGAAUGCAAUUGACGCGGGCGCGUCGAUAAUGUUUUACGGCGAUUCGAAAUGCCCGCGCGCGUCGCCGAUUCACGGCUCGGAUAAUUCUCUGGAAUCGAUAACGGCGAUAACGAUAAAAAUUAUUAUCGCGGUACGUCCGUUGUUUUCGACUUCAAAGGGCCCGUCAAAAACACCGCGGUUCAGACCCUGCGACCUACAUAUACGUGAACUAUCGAACCCUCUUCGCCAAGUGUAUGCAAACAAAUCGCACGCUCGUGUACCUGUGACGAAACGGACCGACAGUUCGAUAAUUUAUUUUUUUAUGUUUUUUCAAUACAACAAUUUAUUGCCAUCCCACCUGAAAUUACCUUCUUAUAUUAUCUAAAAAUAUCUAAAUAAUUAUGUAAAAAACUUUUCUGCCGGAAAUUUCACUCCGAUUAUUUUAGCAGUAGUAUAUUUUUCUGGAAGCAAAAUUUAUUUACGUGGUACUUUAAGCGGAUUAUUUUUUGAUUUAAAAAACGGUUUUCAUAAAAAUUGAGAAAAACGUAGAAAAGCGGGAAAAUUUACGAAAUAUAUUAUUUUCAAUUUCGUUUUAUGUUGUGAUUGAGUUAGAAAUAUCUAUAAAGACUUGAAAUUUAAGUAUAUUUUAUAAUCAUAUUUUCCUUUUACGGACGUUGCAAAAUUUUCAAAAUAUUUUAAUCGUUUUAAGAUAUUUUUAAACAUUUUACAUUUGCGAGUUAUUCUCGUAAUUUGUAUUUGGUAGGUACUAUAAUAAAAAAAUAAUUAUAGUAAACCGGAACGCUUGAAAAAAAAAAUUAUAUGUGAUAAUGAAUCUAUUUUUAUAAGAAUUUUAAUAUUAAAUUUUGACUAAAAUCGUAAAUAUUACGGGCUUUUAAAACAUGUUUAUCAAGAUUUCGCUCAGAAUCGUUUUACGUUAGCAAUGAUUUAUCGUUUCGUACAGAUCUGCAUUAAAUAACUCCCCUAUGUCCCAACUUCUUACCUUCUCAUUCACAACAGUGGCCCACCACCCAUCGUGUGAAGUAUAUUCGUCUUAUUUUUUUUUUUUGUACUUUGGUAUAUAAAAUACAAUUAUCCAAAACUAAAUAUAUAAUAUAAUACAAAUUUUAAAUCUAAUUAAUUGUAAAAUAUAUUUAUUUUUUUUUAAUUCACAGUUUCGGUUUUUCUUUCUGUUGCUCUAUGCUGUGUGUUUAUUUUUCUGUCAUAUGAAAAAGAUUUCACAUAGAGGACUUUAAUAAUUUAGAUAUUUUAAACAACGUUGGAUAAUCAAGCUGAUCUUUUUUUAUAUCCUUUAAUGUAUUUUCGCUAAUAAUAAUAAAGCAAAAUUGAAUUUUUUUUUUUUUUUUGUAGAUGCCGUUUUCAUUUUUGUAAUAUUUUUCGAUUCCAGGUGGACAACUACCUGGUGGAGCGUUAUCCUAAUAGUGUAUCCGAAGGACCGUUCUACAAUUCCACUGUGGGCAUUCGGUUCCCAUUGACCAAAGAGUGGAUGGAAUCAAACAAAAACAAACAGAUGGACAUUAUGUGCACCGCCAAAGUGGCCAACGCCCAGGAGCUCAUCAACAAGAUGAACGUUUUGUUGCAGCAUGACUCCGAUCAAACCCUUUCCCAGAAAAGGCAAAUUUUCAACGCUGGUAAGAUUGAAUUUGUUUUUUUUUUUUUACCCCACAAUGCCCCUUAUUUCUUUAAAUAACUGUUGUCAUUUUACAACUCCAGUACUCCCACCGAAGACUCCCUAUUAUAACAUUGAGAAAAAGGUAAUUUUUCGCUACGAAUCGUGCCAUUGUUAGUAUUCCGUUGUAGAUAUUUUUAAACUAAUGAAACGUUGUGGUCACUAAAUCAUUUUGAUUUCCGUACCCCAUCACAUCACCUAUUUGGUAACGAUGUAAACAGAGGAUGUACGGUGUGCACUCGUGUAUACAAAAAAGACCGUGGAAACAGCUGUAAAAAAAACAAACACUAGUCGCGCAUUGUCAUCACUCAAUGGCCGACCCGUCGUCGUCUUCGUUUUACUAAUUUAUUUUACUAAUCUAUGAUUUCUAUUGACUAUAUGGUCUACGGUAAUAAUCGUGGUAACGGUAAUAAUUCAAUGUGUCGUGUUAUAUAUGAAGAUAUUCAUAGAGUAAUGAACGCAAUUAUCGUCUACUUUCGUAUCAGUCAUAUUUCGUUCUGGUAUUUAAUUAACUUAUGAUACCUACUUAGUUGAAAAAAAACGCAUUCAAAAAUUUGUCAUGCCAAGCACAGCGUACUAAUAUACUCGUGUUGAAUGCAUUAUGCGACAUGUACAGUAAUAAUAAAUAACGGUAUUUAAAUAACAUAAUACGAUAUUAGUAGUAACGAAAAAAAUUCCUGUAAUUUUACCUGCGAUUCCAAAAGGUUCGUUUAAUUGUUUUCGUCGGAAUUACGGAAUUCAAUCCGGCGCUCUUGAGCCGUAUUCCUUCAACCGUAUAUGUACCCAUUGACCACAGUAUACACACGUUUAUGUACAAGUCGAACAAAUCGAACUUCAAGUAUAUCAUACUGCAACAUGUCGUUGUAUGAACAAUAUUUCAACAAAUUGUACGACCGAACACUGGAAAAAUUGAUUUGUGAAAAAAACCGUUUACCUUCGCGCGAGGUGUAAAAAUGUUCAUAAGGCGUCGUAUUGACGUUAAAAACCAGAACAUUUCGAAUUAUCCGUCGAACAGUCGACGAUUCGUUUAAAAAAUGAGAUACCAAUUUAACGGCGUGCCAUAUGUAUAUAGUAGUAUCGUCUAGAGUCCAAUAUAUACAUUAGGAAUAAUACGAAUAAAAGAGAAAACGUGCGGAAAUCGUAUGGAUAUACCGGUUAGACGAAAAACACAUAGCUAAAAUUUCUAAAGUUUUAUUUUGACCGCGAACUUCAAUACUAAAAUCUGUGCAUGUUUAUCCAGACAUAUCCAGAUGUAAUUCUGACACAUCUGUCGUCAACCAUGCAGUCUUCCUGGUGGAAAUAUAGCUUACCCGUGCAAUAUAUUUUCAAUCUUAAAUCCUUUUACAGAGUCAUAUAUUACCGAAAUUAUUAAUGUUACGUGAAGGUAAUGCGUGAAUUUCAUAUGCUGAAUGUAGCGAAGAAUGUAUUGGUUUUACAAUGGUGGUGACCCUUUUCUAAAAGGAUAUUUUCUUGGGGCGGUACUUUAGGGAGGUCAAUUUUCAAAAACACGGGAAGACCGAAAAAAUUGUAAGAAAAACGGGAAAACUGGAUCAAUAUUAAACAAAUAUUAUAUAUAAUUUAUUAUGAUUGUUUAAUUAGUUUACCGUAAUAUGAUAUACUCGUAUAUAUAUUAUAUAUUAUUGACAAAGCAUCCCUAUCAACUGAACUCCGUUGAGAAUCGUUUUUUUUCGUUUGGUUUAUCGUUGCUCACAGAUAUACAUUGAAUUCCCAUCUGCAUCCUACCUUCCCGACUUCUCACCGACAACAGCGGCUUCACCCGUCCCAAUUAUCCUAGGACAGCCUUUUUUUUUUAUAAUUGGAUUAUUUUCGUGUCUUCCCUGUGUAUGGUAACGUUAAAACUGAGACCGUCCUCGGUGUAAUAAUAACGGCCAAGACCGCGGGUCUUACAUUACGUUUGCUAACAAUAAUAUUGUUACAUAGUGUGUAUGCCGUGUUUAGACUUCAAAGGCCCACUGAAAUUGUGUGGAUGACUUGAUAAUAAUGUUCCCUGUAAUAUAAUAUUCUGGGUCUGUCCGGCUGUCCGUGCGGUGAUGACCAACGACUACUUAUCUACGGACACGAAUACCAUUUUCUCUCGAUAACCUGAUUAUCUAUCGUUAAAAUGUAAUAUGGAAAUGGAACGGACGAAAUCGAUCAUCAAUAUUGUCGACGUAGCAUGACUUUAAUAAUAGAAUUAAAUGAAUAAACUUUCGUGGAAACGUACUCCCAAUUGAUUUACCGCGUUCUAUAAAUUACGCGAUAGAUACAAAAUUAUGACACGGUCUUUUUUUUUUUUUUUUUUUAGAUUUUGGUAUUACUAUAAUGCGUUUUAGAAUCUAAGCGUAUAUCUACGAAAUAUUCCACUGUUUCAGAGACAUAUUCAAAUGUAUAGCACAAUUCAAAAACGUAUAAUUCAAAUUAAUUACAAUAUUGAUUAUUUAUUUCAUACUAAACUUAAAUGCACACAAAUUACCUAUCUAAGGAUAUUAUCGGAACAAAUAAUGCGUUGUGCACUGUAUAAUAAACAUUAUAAGUUAAAACAAUAUUAUACAGAUAGAAACAACGCAUACCUAUUUACAGUCUAAAGUUGUAUAAAAUAAGCAUAAUUUAAUUACGAGUUCCGUAGUUCCUGUACCUAUACUAUGUAAAUAAAUGUUAAAAUGUAUGUUAUAAUAAAAAAAAAAACUACUCAACAGAGUUUUAAAAUAAAUGAGCAUAUAGUUUAAAGUCCAUACGUGUUAAUAUUUUACAAUUAUCUUCAUAACCGGAAUAAAACGUAAAAAAACGUAAAUAAUGCUUUUAUUUUUUUUUUCAGCUUUGUUAGUUGUUGUAAUUCUGUUAAAAUUAUUCGUAGACUUGAAAUUUUAGCAAACAUUUUAUAUUUUUCUUUUCUAAACGUGGAUAAAUUUUAAAAAAGUUUUAACCAUUCUUGGGCUAUUUAUAGACAUUUUAAUUUUGCGAAUUUUGUACGUAUUUUUUAUUCACGAGGUAAAUACUCUGUGGUCGAAUUGUUGGUAAAAAACAGAAAUGCUUGAAAAUUUAAAAAAAGGUUCAUUAAAUGUAAUACUUUGUGAUCAAAAAAAAAAAACAAAUAUUUGAACUAUAUGUAAUAUUUUUUUAUAAGAAUUUUAAUAUCAAAUUUGACUAAAAUCGUUUUUCUAAAAAAUGAUGUGGAACAAAUCUAGUUACUUGUCUACGCGAAUUGUUCAAAUAGGUAUAUAUAUAUUUAUUUAUUGUACUAUAAUAAAACAUAUGCAUUUUUGAAAAUUGUCUUAUUGUUGUUAUUAAGCUCUGCUCAGAAUCGUUUUUCAAUGAUUUAUCCUUGCUAAAAAUAUACAGUUUAAGAUCCCCUCUAUAUAUCCUAUCUUUCCAACUUCUCGUCUACAACAGUGGUCCACCCAUCGAGCGAAGUAUGUCCAUCUUGUUUGUGUUAUGUAUUUAUAUGGAGACAGAGGUGUGUAAUAUUUUUAGUUAUUCAUUUUGAAUUGUCGAGUUUAAUUUUUUUUUUCAUAAUACUGAUUGAAGCUAAGAAUGUAUUAUUGUAAUUUCAAUAAAAUUUGUAUGUAUUUUAUGUAUGUUUUUUUUUUGCGACCUAAACUGUCGCUCCUAUUAUUAUCAAUUUCAGGUACUGUGUUUCCGAUAAUUGGCGAUUAGAAAAUGUGUCUAGUUGGUGCAUCGAACGAUCUAAAAAAUAAUAUUAAACGACACACUAGUUUGUACGUUCAUAACUAAACUCUAUAUAGCCUAUUAGAAUGUUGAUUCAAACAACACUGUCUCGAAGUGAAAGUAUAUAAUACCACGUUUACUUAAAUGGCUUAUUCCACUCACUGUUCAGCAUCCUUCGAUAGCUCAGUUGGUAGAGCGGUGGACUGUAGUGGUAAAAUCACAGAUAUCCAUAGGUCACUGGUUCAAAUCCGGUUCGAAGGAACAUUUUUGCAAUUUUUUUUUUUUUAAGAUUUUGAGUGAGAUUUUCAUAAUUUUUUUUUACUUUUUUGUUUUAUUUUCUGGUUUUAGCUAGUUUUUUAUCUGAAUCGCUAUUAUUUAAUUAUUUUUGUAUUUCAGUGUUAAAAAUCGUUCUGAUUUAAAAUAUGCACCGAGUUUUAGGAUUUUUAAGAUGUAUAAUAUAAUUUUGGAAUAUACAGAUUUAAUUUUUCGAUUUAUUUGCACAUACCUAUUGCAUAUUUGCAUAUUGUAUUUGGAAUAAUUGAUUUUUUAUUUUAUUUAAAUAACAAUUGAUUAGCAUAGAACGAAUAACUUUUCUACCAGAUAUUUUGCUCCGAUUUUCAAGUGUAGAGCACUGGGGUAGUACUUUAAGGAGGUUAUUUUUUUUUGUUUUCUCGGUGGUUUUCAUAAUAAUUGUGAAAAAACGUAGAAAAGAUUGGAAAAUUUAGAAAAAUAAUGUUUCCGUUUUAACUUUUAUUAUUUUCAAUUUUGCUUUUUUUUUUUUUGUCGUUAUUCAGUGAAAAAUUUUCGUAGAGAUUUUUGAUAGAAACUAUUCUUCUUUUAGAAACGUAGUCAAAAUUUCAAAAUAUUUAAGCCAUUUUAAAGCUGUUUAUAGUCAUUUUAAUUUAAUUUUGCUAGUUUUUACGUAAUAUUUAUUCGGUUGAUACUCCAUGAAUAAAACCAUUUGAUCAAACAAAAAUGCUUGACAGUAAAAAAUUGCGUUUAAUAUAAUAUUUUCUAAGAAAUUUUAUAUCAAAUUUCGACGAAAAUCGUAAAUAUAACGCCUUUUCAAAACAUGUUUAACAGAACUCCGCUCAGAAUCAUUUUUCGGUUUAUCGGAUGUUAUGGUCUAUCGUUGCGUACAGAUGUUCAUCCAAUUAAAAAAGUAUAUGUCCGUCUUUUUCUUUUUUUUUAUAAUUUGAUUUGAGUUAAUAAAUCUCUUUGAAAUAUUAUUUUCUCCAAACUUUAUCCAUUUUCCCGUCGUAUUCAAUUUCCGGUUACGUUGACUGUUACUGGUUAGAAAAUCUUCCGAACAUUUUAUUUUUUUUUCAGUACGAAAUACUCGUAUAAAUUUUUAUCUAUAUUCUUCGUGAUAAUAACGUUAAUUUUAUGGUAGUAAGGUUUCUUUUUAUAUAAUAUGUAAAAUAUGGUAUCUUUUGAUUGCGGUCUUAUUAUUGACGGGCAAAUAAAUGAAAAAUAUAUAUAGAAAACACUCAUUUCCCGUCUCGUUUUCCGUUAACAUUAUAUUAAAAAUAAUUACUAUAAAAGACCGACUACCGAAUGUAAUAAUAAUAAUUUAAAUCUUGUUUUAUUCGUAGUGCUCCGUUGUUUUGUAGACAUCGUAAUUUCGAACGGAAACGCCGGAACUAUGCCGUUAUAUCCACAGGAAACUGAGGUCACUGAGGGAACUGUAAAAUUGAAAAAAACAAAAACAAAACUAACGUACAAACGUUAG